ACAGUGAUUGUAAUUAUGGUUGAUUCAUCAACCCAACUUCUUUCCCAGUCUAAUUCAUCUAACUCACUUGCACAACAACCACAUCAAGAUGAUGAACAAAUCUCUACAAUUAGCUCCAUAGUUGAAGAGUGCAUUGGAGAACUCAAUUGGACUCAACUCCUUCAAGUUUUUCUAGUCUCCUUUGCUUGGUUCUUUGAUGGCCAACAAACAUUCAUCACCAUCUUCACCGAUGCACAACCGUCUUGGCAUUGCGCCAACCAGACUGGUAGUCGAUUCGCAAGUAACAAUUCUUGCGAAUCAACUACCAUGACUGCCAAGAGAGCUAGCAUUUGCGAGCUCUCAAAGGAUUUAUGGGCAUGGGACGAAUCUAAACAAGUCUCUAUAAUAUCAGAAUGGGAUCUAGAAUGUGUAAAUACAAUCAUUACAGGACUUCCAGCUUCCAUGUUUUUCACCGGUUGCUUAAUUGGAGGCAUUGUUUUGGCCACUCUAGCCGACGCCUCGCUCGGUCGCAAGAACAUGAUAUUCUACUCAUGUCUUUUAAUGUCCUUCUCUUCCUUCCUUGCUUCCUUCUCUACAAAUAUUUGGAUCUAUUCUGCACUCAAAUUCGUUUGUGGAUUUGGCCGUUCCACCCUUGGAACCACCACACUUGUUCUUGCCUCCGAAUUAGUCUCCAAAAGAUGGCGCGGUCAGGUAGGUGUCUUUGGUUUUCUAGUGUGUACUUUAGGGUUCUUAACCUUGCCACCAAUAGCUUACUUAAAUAAAGGUUCUUCGUGGAGAAAUUUCUAUAUAGUUACUUCUCUUCCGGGCAUUUUAUAUUGCAUAUUAGUCUAUUUAUUUCUUCAUGAAUCUCCAAGAUGGCUUCUCAUUAGAGGAAGGAAAGAAGAAGCUAUUAAAGUAUUGAAAAGUAUCACAUCAUUAUCACUCACUACUCAAAGUGAUUACUUGGAUUUGGCUAUCUCCAACAUCAUGCCCCUUAAGGAAGAAACUAUGAAAGUUGAUCUAUACUCAACUUUCAAGAUCUUAAUGCAAAAUAGAUGGUCUUCUAGAAGGAUAAUGGUGAUUGUAGCCAUGGGUUUAGGAAUUGGAUUAGUCUAUUAUGGUAUGCCACUAGGAGUUGGAAUGUUAUCAUUCAAUCUUUAUUUAAGUGUCACAUUUAAUGCAUUGUUAGAGAUACCAUCUACAAUCCUCACUUUCAUAUUCAUACACAAGUUCAAUAGGAAAAGCAUGCUACUAUUUCUCACUACACUAAGUGGGAUUUCAAGUGUUUUGGCUAGCAUUGAAGUGACGAAUUUUACAAUUUCGUUGCAACUUGUGUUCGAAUUGGUGUCUUUCUUUUGUGCUUACACUGCUUAUAAUGUUCUUAUAAUAUUUGGGAGUGAGUUGUUCCCAACUUGUGUGAGAAAUUGUGCAUUAUCUUUGUUGAGACAAGCUGUGGCAUUGGGUGGUACAAUUAGUCCAAUGUUAGUAGGAGCUGGUAGAGAGCAUAAUAAUAAGUUUCUAUGUUAUGGGAUUUUAGGGUUGGCAAUAGGGUUUCUUGGCUUGUUUGGUUUGUGUUUGCCAGAGACAAAGGACAAAGCAUUUUGUGAUACCAUGGAUGAAGAAGAAGAAGAAGAAAGCAAAUAGGAGAAGUAUAAAAUUGUGUUAAAACAAUAAUUAUGUAAUAAUUAAUGAGGUUUGUUAUUAUGUUAUUAUUAAGAAAUAAUGUUAUUUUCAUCAUGUAUAUAUAUCUAUCUAAUUAACUAUAUAUUAUUUAUGUA
Arachis duranensis is the source of this 1757-nucleotide messenger RNA. RefSeq names its product organic cation/carnitine transporter 3. The coding region runs from base 16 to 1623 and encodes 535 amino acids. The record is from RefSeq and is a predicted model, not a curated record. The transcript has a single exon. Lineage: Eukaryota; Viridiplantae; Streptophyta; Magnoliopsida; Fabales; Fabaceae. Gene Ontology annotation, biological process: transmembrane transport. Gene Ontology annotation, cellular component: membrane. Gene Ontology annotation, molecular function: transmembrane transporter activity.